UUCUUUUUGUAACAAUUAUAUGCUUCUAUUCUUUUGACUAUUAUAUCCCCUAGUUUAUUCAGCUUCCUUUAUUUCUGUUCCCUUUUCCUCGGUGUUGCUUCCCUCUUUCUUAAUUAACUCUUCUCCACUUUUCACUUCACCCCAUUUUCACCUUCUCUUCAACAAACCAUCUACUCGGACUAAUUAUAGGUUGGUUAUCAUCUUCUGAUUUAUUGAUUUUCUCUUAUCUGUUGUAGGAUUACUAGCUUAAUUUAGAAGCAACUUCCUCAUGCCAUGCAUGUUAUCUAUGAAAUACGGAACCCUCUGACACUUGAAGUUUAAUUUUCUCGUUUUUAUUUCUAAAACAUUUUCAUUUCUAAAAUCUCAUCCAUAUUUGUGUUAAACUGUUAAUGAAGCCAGAAAACUCAUUGGGAACAAAAGUACUACCUAACAUGAUAUGACCUUUUUUUUCCCUUUUUGUUUUUCAGAGUGAAAGUGUUAUGAGAUUGAUCUGUUUGAUUUAAUCCAAGCAGAAAAAGGUAAUAAAAUGAUGAGUGGAUGUGGGAGUGGGAGUGGGAGUGGGCAAGUUUCUGUUCCACCAGGGUUUCGCUUUCAUCCAACUGAAGAAGAGCUUCUCUAUUAUUAUUUAAAGAAAAAGGUUUCUUACGAAGCUAUUGAUCUUGAUGUUAUUCGGGAGGUUGAUCUUAAUAAGCUUGAGCCAUGGGAUCUUAAAGACAGAUGCAGGAUAGGAUCAGGACCUCAGAACGAGUGGUAUUUCUUCAGCCACAAGGACAAGAAGUAUCCAACAGGAACUCGGACUAACCGCGCCACUAUAGCUGGAUUUUGGAAAGCAACAGGGAGAGACAAGGCAAUCUACCAUGGAAAUGCCAAACGUAUUGGUAUGAGGAAAACCUUAGUCUUUUAUACUGGACGUGCUCCUCAUGGUCACAAGACUGAUUGGAUUAUGCAUGAAUAUCGACUCAACGAUGAUCAUCUUCAACUUCAGCAAGAAGAUGGUUGGGUGAUUUGUCGAGUAUUCAAAAAGAAAAAUCAUGGUAGAGGCUUACAACCUGAACUACUCGAAGAAGACUGCGAAAAUUAUAGCGUCAAUCACCCGUCCUCAAGUCACAUGAUGAAGCCUAGUAGCAAUAUGACCACCUCAAGUACUACAUUAUUGCCACCAAGGCAAAAUGGUUACAGCACCCAACCAUCAAUGUUUCCUAAUAACUAUACUCAUUACACUCUCGACGGCACCAUGCAUCUCCCUCAAUUAUCUAGCCUUGACUCGGUCUCACCCAACGGUAGCACGGUCUUUACUACCAUGGAUAAUGUACUUAAAUUAAGUACAUCACCUGCUGGAGGAAUAUUGAAUCCUCAACAGCUGUUGGCCGCAGGAGUAACGGAGCGAUUAGCUAAUGGCGGCGAGUGGGGUUUUUUGGAUGAGCUUCUUGCUAAUUACCAGAGUUUAGAACAACAGCAGCAGCAACAACAGGAACAGCAGGAAGCUUCACUGAACAAGAUUGCAACUGGUAAUCAUUAUAUCAUUGGAAUGAGCUCAACUAGUGGUCUUCAACAUCAGCAUAAGUUUCCAUUUCAAUACCUUGGUUCUGAAUUAGAUUUGUUAAGGUUUUCCAAGUAAGAUUGUGUAACCCUAAAAGAAAUACGUCUUGGGACAGUUGACGAGGGGGUGCAAAGGAAACCUACCGUACGAGACCCUUCAUUUUAGAGAAUUUUUGAAAUUUAUAGUUUGUUUUAGUCACAUUAUCCUAGUUAAUACUCAUGUUUUAGAGUACUUUUUUGUAAAAAAUUAUUUGUUACAUGAUAAUUCUAUUAAUAUUAUUUUAUAAUUAUUGUUGGA
Messenger RNA from Beta vulgaris subsp. vulgaris (sugar beet), 1837 nucleotides. Its product is annotated as NAC domain-containing protein 76. The record is from RefSeq and is a predicted model, not a curated record. Gene Ontology annotation, biological process: regulation of DNA-templated transcription. Gene Ontology annotation, molecular function: DNA binding. Bases 527 to 1618 code for a protein of 363 amino acids. The transcript is spliced from 3 exons. Lineage: Eukaryota; Viridiplantae; Streptophyta; Magnoliopsida; Caryophyllales; Amaranthaceae.